Messenger RNA from Prunus armeniaca (apricot), 288 nucleotides. NCBI's taxonomy places the organism in Eukaryota, Viridiplantae, Streptophyta, Magnoliopsida, Rosales, Rosaceae. The record is from the annotation of a GenBank genome assembly.
AUGGAAAUGGUAUUUCCAGAGCAAGAACACCCAAAUAAGGCCUUUGCAUGGGCUGCCACAGAUUCUUCUGGCGUUCUCUCUCCCUUCAAAAUCUCAAGAAGGAAAACGGGAGAGAAAGACGUGGCUUUAAGAGUUUUGUACUGCGGAAUAUGCCAUUCGGACCUUCACAAGGUCAAAAAUGAAUGGGGUACUACUAGCUAUCCUAUUGUUCCUGGGAAUCUCGAUAAAAGACGUGGGAACGAGGUCCAACCUCUUCUAAUGCUGAAAGUAGAAAUAUCACUAGACUAA